AUGGCUUCCAGCAAAGUCUUUGGUUUGCUUUGCUUGUCUAUGUUUCUAUUGACUCAUAAUUCAGUGUUUGCUUCAUUUGACUAUGGGGAUGCUCUCACCAAGUCCUUGUUGUAUUAUGAGGCUCAACGAUCUGGAAAGUUGCCUCCAAACCAAAGGGUGCAAUGGCGUGGGGAUUCUGGGCUUAAAGAUGGAAGUGAUGCUGGUGUUGAUCUUGUGGGAGGAUAUUAUGAUGCUGGGGACAAUGUCAAGUUUGGAUUUCCCAUGGCAUUCACAAUCACAAUGCUUUCAUGGAGUACCAUAGAAUUCGGGAGCAAACUUGACGCCAAGAGUGAGCUCUCAAAUGCAUUGGAUGCCAUUAAAUGGGGCACUGAUUAUUUGGUCAAAGCACACGCUGCGCCGAAUGUCCUCUAUGGCGAAAUUGGCGAUGGUGAUUCUGAUCAUGAAUGCUGGCAGAGACCCGAAGACAUGACCACGCCGCGGACCACCUUUAAGAUCGACGAGCAGCAUCCGGGAGCUGACCUUGCUGGUGAAACCGCUGCUGCUUUGGCUGCUGCUUCCAUUGCUUUCAAGGAUAAAGACUCUAAGUAUGCGUCUGAACUUUUGACCCAUGCUAAAGAGCUAUUCGAGUUUGCUCGUGAUCACUCUGGUGUUUAUCAGAAUAGCAUUAAUGUAGCAGGAAAAUUCUACUCCAGCAGUGGAUAUGAGGAUGAACUAUUGUGGGCUGCUGCUUGGCUUCAUCGUGCCACCGAUGAAAAAACAUACCUGGAUUAUCUUGGUCAAGCAGGCAAUACUGGUGGUGCAAGAACUGUGUUCUCUUGGGAUGACAAGUUUAUUGGUGGGCUUGAGAUAGCAAUUUUUUGGGAUGUUCCAAUUGUAUGA
Molecule: messenger RNA, 879 nt
Organism: Prunus mume (Japanese apricot)
Lineage: Eukaryota; Viridiplantae; Streptophyta; Magnoliopsida; Rosales; Rosaceae
Source: RefSeq, a predicted model, not a curated record